ACUACUUUUUGGCUAUCAAAAAACACAUUUUACAAAAAACAACAACAUUUACUCGCUUGUUUAUGUAGUUAUUCACUUUAUUUUCACAAUAAACUAUGCCUUUUAUGAAAGGAGCUGCGCCUGUCAGGCGGACAAAGGCUUAUUUAGAUGCUGGCAAACUAAUUUUUCACGAGCAGAUUAAAGUAUUGACAGUAAAUUAUAAUCUUGAUCAAAAAUCAAGUUCAGGAGCUUAUGAGUUUAUUUUCUGGCAUUUUCCACAGAUCAAGUAUAAAAAUGUGACACUUCAGAUGUUGAAGUUUAAGAAUAUGACACCAACACCGUGUAUACAGAUAUUCUGUGAUAAUGGUAAAAAACAUGUAGUAGAUAUCUAUGGUAGAAGUAGACAGGAAAUUCACGAUCAUUUAUUAGAUGCUUUCUGUAGACCAUACAAACCAGAGAAAACAGUGGCAAGUUUAGGAAGUUUUGGAUACCAUAGUAACCAUUGGUGUGUAUGUGAGAUACCCGGACAAGUACCAUGUCCGGCUUUCCAGACAUUGCCGGAUGACAUGAGAGGAAAGUACAAAGUCAAAAAAUAUCAGGAGGAAAAAGAAGCCCAGGAAAAUUCAUAGCAUUGAUAAGAAACAUUUUUAUAAUUCAUUGCUAAUGACAUUUUAAGUCAGACAUUAACAAAAUUUGUGUUGACAAGUGUUUGAUGAUUUUCUUGGAAUCAAUAUCAUGGGAGAUGGAAGGAAAGAGUUCAUUUGUGGUUUGACUUUUAUGUACAAGUGUUGGUAAACAUUGGUUCGAAGAAUAGAAAUGUAGUGGUUGUUACACCGUCUGUAACUGUGAAGAGUAUAUAGCUUAAGUUGUUGAAAUAUUUUUAGAAAAAUCAUAAAAAAUACAAUCCUA
Ruditapes philippinarum (Manila clam) is the source of this 888-nucleotide messenger RNA. RefSeq names its product small ribosomal subunit protein mS25-like. Gene Ontology annotation, cellular component: mitochondrion. Gene Ontology annotation, molecular function: structural constituent of ribosome. Bases 96 to 608 code for a protein of 170 amino acids. NCBI's taxonomy places the organism in Eukaryota, Metazoa, Mollusca, Bivalvia, Venerida, Veneridae. The transcript is spliced from 4 exons. The record is from RefSeq and is a predicted model, not a curated record.